Chlorella variabilis is the source of this 2052-nucleotide messenger RNA. RefSeq lists its product as hypothetical. Gene Ontology annotation, biological process: cell wall pectin biosynthetic process. Gene Ontology annotation, molecular function: arabinosyltransferase activity. NCBI's taxonomy places the organism in Eukaryota, Viridiplantae, Chlorophyta, Trebouxiophyceae, Chlorellales, Chlorellaceae. The transcript is spliced from 13 exons. The coding region runs from base 1 to 2052 and encodes 683 amino acids. Gene Ontology annotation, cellular component: Golgi apparatus. The record is from RefSeq and is a predicted model, not a curated record.
AUGACAUUCACGACCCCCGAACCCCGGCCCUCGGCCCUCGGCAGCCAAACCGGCAGCAGCCUGUCGGGCCUGGAUGGCGGCAGCGGCGGCGGCAGCGGCGGCGUGGUCGGUGGCGGCGACAGCGUACCAGUGGCAGGCCAUGCGGCCAGCCGCCGCCUGGAUCUCAACACCUCUGCCCUGCUGUUUGUCACCUUCAGCGCAGCUCCGUUCUGGGAGCUUCUUUCCAACUGGGUACUGAGCAUACAGGCGCUGCCCGGCCCGCCGCAGUUUUUAGUGGGUGCUCUGGACGCGCAGACGGCGGCAGAGUGCGAGGCGCAGGGCUGGCGCCACGUGACGCUGCUGCCCGCCGGCGGCGCGGCGCGAGUGCCGUCGCGCGACGCGGCGCGGCGGCGGCAGCAGGCGGAGGCGGAAGACCGCAGCAGCGCGGCGGCGCGGGCGGGGCUGGUGCUGGGACUGCUGGAGGAGGAUGGGAUGGAGGCGGUGGUGGUGAGCCACCCAGACACUGCCUGGCUGAGGGAUCCUGCAGAGUACCUGGCGCAGCACCCGGCCGCCGACCUGCUCAUCUCCACAGGCUGCCUGUCGCAUGAGGUGGGUGGGGCGGUACAGGCGGCGGUACAGGCGGCGGUGCGGGUGGUGCUGGAGGAGGCUGGGGCACCCGGCCAGCCGUUGUCGGGCCAGGGGCGGGCCUUCAACACGGGGGUGUAUGCCGUGCGCAAGACGGCGGCGGCGCGGGAGCUGCUGGCGAGCUGGCGAGACGCGCUGGGGGACCCCGAGGCGGCGGCGGCGGCGGCGGCGGUGCAGCCUCCCCCGCCUUUCAACGAGACGGCGCCGAGGGAUGCGGGGCAGCGGGCGCUGAGGCUGCUGCUGGAGGAGGGGCAGGACAGCCUGCCUUCUGCGCCGGGAGACCCCCGCACGGUGCUGAUGCGGGGCGGCUCGCUGGCGGUGCACCCGCUGCCAGUGCUGCUGUUCCCCGGGGGCCACGUGGCGUUUGUGCAGCGCCUGCCCGAGGGCAAGGGCGUGCAGCCUUACGUGGUCCACGCCAACGGUGACCGCUGGUACGGCGCCGACGGCGCCCAGCCGGAGGCCACAGCCGCGGCCAAGCGGGGCAGGCUGAGGGAGUUUGGGCUGUGGCGGGUGGACGGCGCCGACCACUACGCUGCGCCCAGGGCCCGCUACCUGACCUAUAGCAACGACGUGCAGGCGUUCAUAGAGGAGCUGGCGGCGCGGCGCCACGGCGGCGCCAUGCCCCCCUUCUACCGGCACCUGGCCGCCAUGGGCUACCAGCAGGCGCAGUUCAUGGACGCGCUGGCAGCGGCCCGCAUGCUGCGCCGCACCCUGGUGCUGCCGGCCUCCUGGUGCUGGUGCGACAUGGACUGGUCGCCCGCGGUGCUGCAGACGUGCACCAUCAGGCGAGCCUGGGAGGAGGCCUGCGGCUCCGACCUCCGCCUGCCCUUCCGCUGCCCGGCCGAUUACGUCUUCCACAUCCCUUCCAUGGAGAGGGAGCGGCUGGCCUACCGCAUGCCUGGCUUCCUGGACAGCCCCCAGGUGCCGAAGGCGGUGCGGGCCGACCGCGCGGAGCUGCGCAUGGCGGCCGCCCGGCCCGACCCCGUGCAGCCGGCGGCGGCGGCGGCGGGCGUGCUGUGGCCCAACAUGACUCAAUCGCAGCUGGUGGCGGCGGCGGCACACGCGCAGAACGCCUCGGUGCUCGCCAUCAGCGGCAUGCGCCCGGGCCUGCUGCGCGGCUUCGACCGCGACGACGACUCCUUCGACUUUGAUGUGCUGUACGCGAAUGUGGCGCGGGACCUGUUCUGGUACUCGGGCAGCUCUCGGGAGGAGGGGGAGUGGGAGGAGGUGCUGGCGUACUGGCACUACGACCAGCCCCAGCCCUACACCGAGGGCUACGCCGCCUGGCAGCCGCUGACGCUGGAGGCGCCGGAGUGGUGCGACUUGGUGCCGGGGCCCCGCAACCGGGAGAUUGUGGCCUGGCCCAACCACCCCUGCCAGUUCCUGCGCAAUGCCACCGCGAUGGGCCUCGCGGCCGCGCUGGCCUGA